Messenger RNA from Porites evermanni, 1797 nucleotides. NCBI's taxonomy places the organism in Eukaryota, Metazoa, Cnidaria, Anthozoa, Scleractinia, Poritidae. The record is from the annotation of a GenBank genome assembly.
UUGCUGUACCCAGACGGGAUAGAAGUAAAUAACCUUAGAGAAUCCGACCAAGCAUUCAGCUUACAAGAAUAUAAAGCUGAACUGGGUAAACCGUACAACAGGAUAACAUUUUAUCUUUGUUCUUCAUCAGAUUACUAUGAUCAUAGUUUCAAAGGUUUUGCUGACACAAUUUCUGAUGAUGGAGACGACAAGAAUGAUAGUGACAAGGAUUCUGAAGACCUAAGUGAACCAACACAAACAAAAAUAACCAAGUACACUGACACUGGCUUUGCUAAGACAACCACCACUGUUAAAGCAUCAGAUGCAAACUCUGUUUCUGUUAAACCUGGUUCUUAUAUUGCAACUAGCCUAUCUGAUCCUUUCACAACAAGUGAUAUACCCACCUCUCUUCUUGGUAGUUCAUCUUCUGGUUCAUGUACUACUACAGCAUGUAACAGUUCUGGAUUUGAAACACUCAAAGAAAUCUUUCCACAGCUCCCUGAAAAGAAGAUAUUUGAUGUUUUCAGCAGCAGCCAAGACAUUGAAACAGCUAUUGCCACACUCUGCGAGAAUGCAAAUGGAGGAUUGCAUGACUCGCUUCGACCAUAUGCUUCUGUCAUUGACGUGGAGUUUAGUAAUGACCUCUAUGAUUCUGAAAAUGACAUUAUCUUUGGUGGGAGGGAGUCGGAAUUUUCUAAAACUGGUGAAAGUGGAGAGCAUGAAAUUGAGGACCAGCAGAGUUUAUGUGAGAAAUUGAAAGAGCUAUUCCAGAAAUGUAGCAACUCAGGAAAAAAGAUAAGGCUAAAAGUAAGAAGAAGUUGCCUGUGGGAGGAUACUCUGGCAAAAAUCAAAAGGAUAAACCAUGAUUGCUUGAAUGGUAUUGUAACAGUCCAAUUUAUUGGAGAACCUGCAGUAGACGAGGGAGGACCUCGCAAAGAGUUUUUUUUCCUGGUUCACAAACACAUGCAACAGUCAUCAAGUCUGUUGACAGGACCUCCUAGUAACCGUAGGUUUGUUCACAAUGUAAUGGCUCUUCAGAGGGAGGAAUAUCUUCAUUAUGGCAUUAUUUCAGCUCUUUCAGUGCUUCAAGGUUCACCUGGUCCUGUAAUGUUUGCUGCUCCUGUUGUAGACUACAUCGUGUAUGGCAAACUAGAUUCAGUCUCAGUGUCAGUAAGUGACCUGCCCAGUGGAAAAGUGAAGACAACAUUAGAGGAGCUUGAAGCAAUCGGUGAUCGUGAGAGAUUUAAGCAAGAAGCAUCCUUUAACACACCACUAAGAUUCAAAGCAGGAUACACAAAGCCUAUUGUAACUUUGGAAGACAAAGAUGAAUUUAUCAGGUGCAUCUGCUUACACCAUCUCAUUUUAUGUACACAGACUGAAAUUGACCAGUUUGUCAAAGGGUUGGCAACAAAUGGAGUCUUGGAUGUGAUCAGAAACAGUCCUAACCAAUCCCGCAAGCUCUUACAAUAUUAUGAACAUGAGAAGCUGACUGCUGAGGUUGUUGAUAAUCAGGUUCAGUGUGUCUUUAGCGUGGAAGGAAGUAACAAACGUGCUAAGGAGGAAGCUAUAGCCUUAAACUUUACACAUUACCUUGAGGAUGUUGAAGAAGGUUUGAUUACCACCACAGUCCUAGAUCCUGAGACAGAUGAAAUUCACACCAGUAAAGUCGAACUUGCACAUGUUCUUCAGUUUGUUACUGGAUGCCCUGCCUUACCUGCCACUGGAUUUGACACAAAUCUAACUAUUGUUUUUGACCAUGAAGAGAUCCAGAGGAAACUUUCAGCAAACACCUGUUCCUGUACCCUUAACAUUCCAGUU